UCUGGCUGUUAGCAAAGAAAAUGGCUGGCUAUCAGCCUAAAAACGAAGCCAAACUUACUCUAGAGAUUCGCACCAAAUCGGUGGAACAGACUCUUGUUCCUCUGGUGACACAGGUUAUUACAUCUUUAUAUAUUUGUAGACCACAAAGUGUUUUAUUAAAAAAUAAUGCAUUAAUAAAAAAGGGUCUGCGCUUUGAUAACUGAUACUGAUGUUGAUAAGUCCUGAGCCGAGACUGAGUGACUGAGUCAGUGACAGUUGCUGAGUUGAGGCAGGGAUUUCCAGGAUUGAUUUACGUCAGGAGUGGAAAUAAUUUUUUAAUUUGUAUUAAUUUAAUAAUUCUAGGCCUUAUGCUAUUGGGCUUACAGCUAAGGCUUUACUAUUAGGACAAUUAAGCUUAAAUAACACCGUUUAAAAUAGUUGAAAGGGAGGUGCAGCCAGUGGUCAGUGGGAGUGGGAGGCAUGCAGCGGGCUAGUAGAUACUGAUACAGGUAAUCUACCACUUGUUCAAAAACACAUCUGCUAAAAUGGGGAGGGAAAAGGGAGACAAUGGGUUACAGUAAAAUUAAAAUAACAAAAUAAAGAGAAUGGUUUAAAUUUCAAACAAAUCAAUUUCAAUUAGUGAUACAUUUCUGUCAGUGGCAAACAUAGCAACUUUAUUGUAUCCCUUUACAUUUGCGGCAAGAAGUGUCCGCGAUUUUGGUCGCCCCUUUCCCUCAACUAAAACGUGUGUUACAAAUAGACACUGGUGAGAAAAGUGUCAAAUUGAGUACGAUUGUAGUGGACUAAACCAUGAGUAAGAGUCAGAAAACUACACCACCCACAUCACACCCACAAUUUGUAAUCCCAGCUAGCGAAGAAAUGAUUUUAGAUACUUAUUUAAAAAUUUUGAAGUAUAGCCAUAAAAUGCCUACUGAACUGUCCCACUAUUUUAGCAAAUGUUUUACACCCCCCACCGCCCUUCCCCCAUUGUCAUAACUUGUCAAGAAAAUUUGACAUCCUUUUGAUACUGGCAUUGCUACAAAUAUGUGACCCACCUUUCCCUAAAUUAAUUUAUGUUUCUGUUUUUACCUAAAUUUAUUUUACUUGACAUACAUUUUUUUAGUCUGAUUCAAAUAUUUGCACAGUUAAUUUCAUACUUGAUGGCUUUUUGAGCUUAAACUUUGCAUUGUGUCUUUGUUAAUAAGACAUUUCAAAGUUUCAUAACAUGAGUUUUAUUAUUAAUCAUUUUAUUUGCACCUGUUUUAUUUACAGUUAAUUUUUAUUUAAAAAGCUGAAUUGAGCAACCAUGCUUAAGGGUUUUGAGCAGCCAAGCGUUGAGAUGUUGAGCUUAAAGAAUAGUUAAUAACCAAUCUAUGUUUUCCGAAUGUUAAUAAUUGUGAAACAUCACAGCUAAAAUUUUCUUAUUAACCAUUAAAAAAAAAACACAGUUAAAAAAAAAUGUAUUCCAAUGUAUUAGGGAUCUGUAGUUCCAUAAUUAUUUUAAAAUAUCAUAUGGUUGUUAUAAGCCAUGAUCAGGCUAUUCCUUUAUUAUGUUUUCCUAAAUUAAUGUUUUGUGACUUUAAAAAAACAAAACAAUUAUUUUCUUCUAUAACUAGAUAACUACAUUAGUGAAUCACAAAGAACGCCCCAAGCUGUCUGAAAAGCAGCAGCGGGCCCUUGAAAGAGUUGGCAUUGCUGUUAGUUCUGCCGUAGAUCGAUUUGUCUCAGUGGGGCAGUCUAUCGCUGAAGAAAAUAUUGAUAUAAAAGCUGAUAUGUGUUUGGCCUGUCAUGAUGCUCGAAUAGCAGGUACGUUGUACGACAGCUGGGGUAUUUUUUAUUUGAUGAUACGAGACUAACAUUUGAAAAAAAUAUUCAACAGUUCAAUAAUAGUGUCAUAAGUUAAAAAUAAAGACAAUUACCAUUUAAACGAAGGAAUCUUUUAAGCUUCUUGUUCAUGUCUAGAAAUUAUUUUCAAGACAUGAAAAAUAAGUAAGAGUUCAUCCAAAUAUUAUGUGAUCCAAAGAGUCCUUUUAUCCUGAUGCAUCCUUUGUGGUUCUGUUUAUAUAUUUGUUUAAUUUGCAGCUGUUACUCCUAAGAGUUAAUUACUAUUUUAAAAUAUUAUCAAUGCUGUUCCAUAUCCACAUUAAAAAUGUUAAUUUGAUACCCAAAUAAAUUACUUGAUUUAUUUUUCUUAUGCACAAUCAAUAUUUUUUUUUUAAAACAGGAGAAAUUAAAAUUUUAAGUAUUAUCAGUUUGUAUUAAUUUUUGUUAACAUAUUAAGUUUCAUUGAAUGACUGUCGACUUGUACAUUGAGGAUGAAAUAAAAGCAGAACCUUUUUUCAAAAGUCAUAAUUUCAGAAAAAUAAAAAGUUUUGUUCUUUGUAGCUAUGAUCGAGCUACCUUUCCUAUGACCAUUUGGGCAUACUACAAAAUUUCCAUUGUGGGGAAAUCCCCUUUUUUCUAUCUUUUUGUUCACAAAAAACCUUUUUAUGCUCUUUGCUUGACAGCUUAGCUUUAGGAAAGAAACUUGGGAAUGAAGUGAGGAGUAUCUAUUUUGAUUUAUGAUUGGGCUAGCUGAAUUUACAUAUAACUAACGUGAAAUGAUUUUUUAAAAUCACUAUUAAAAGCAUUUGUAAAAUCUUUAAAAUUGGUGACAAGGUUUUACUGCAUCUACUACAAGAAUAAAUAUAUAAACACAAUGGGCUAAAGAAGAUAAAGGUAUUAAUUCACAUUCUUAUUAAAUUGAUUAAGUUUUGCCAGAUACCAGAUUAUCAGGGUAAGUUAGCUAGGGAACACUACAAAGCAGAUUAUCAGGUUAAGUUAGCUAGGGAACACUUCAGACCAGAUUAUCAGGGUUAGUUAGCUAGGGAACACUACUGUACUAACUUUGCAUCUUAUUUUCUGAUUAUAGGCACUACAAUCCAGAGGUUGACAUCAUGCUACCCUAGCCAUGAUGAGUCACUUAGUGUGGCAGCUGAUAAAACAGCAAUGGUGCGAGCAGCAAGACAACUUUUGUCUGCCAUUACCAAAGUUUUACUUUUGGCUGAUCGUAUAGUUGUCAAACAACUUUUACUUAGCAAGGAUAAGGUGGGCAGAUAUUGCACUUUUGACAUUUAUUGUUAAAUUGGUGUACUUACUUUAAAAAAAAAUUAUAAUUUAUAACAGAAGUCAGCAUGGAUAUUUGAAUAAUUAGGCCAGGUGAUUAAUUAGAACAAUGUUGGGCAUGAGUAACAAAUAAACCAAUGCUGGGCAUGUGUAAGGAUUAGGGCAAUUUUGGGCAUGUGUAAUGAUUAGACCAGUGUAGGGCAUGUGUAAGGAUUAGACCAAUGUUGGGCAUGUUUAAGGAUUGCACCAGUGUUGGGCAUGUGUAAGGAUUACACCAAUGUGUGGCAUAUGUAAGGAUUAGACCAAUGUUGGAAAAGUUUAAGGCUGAGCAUUAUCAUUUUUUAAACUAGAUUUAUUUAAUCUCUGGCUAUGUUUGUAUUUAUCUAAAACUGAAAUAUUUAAGACACAUGACCAUGAUAAAUAAAAUGUACAUUUUCUUUGGAUUGCACAAGUUGGCCAGGCAGACUUACUAUUGGAACACACUUCAGAGAGUAAACACACCAAACAUGCCCCCCCCCCCCCCCCCCCCCCCCCCCCCCACACUAAAAAAAAAAAAAAAAACCCCCCCCCUUUUCCCAGCUCAUAAGAAGAAAAAAAAAUGAACAACAUGCAAACAUUUUCUUUAGAAACACAGCUUAAGAAAUGCUAUUUAAAUACUUUCUCUACCAAAAUAGAGAUGACCAUAUUACAAACUACACAGAAAACCAAACAACUAAUACAACUGCUAGUUUAAAAGUGUUCUUCUUUAGUGCCUUCUCAUGUAACCAAUGGAAAGGUAACACCAAUGCAUUUGGCAAAUCAAUAAUUUCUUUAAUAUUUUAUUUUUUCAGGUGUUGUUAAGUCUUGCGAGGGUGGAAGAAGUCAACAAUUUCACAGACUUUGUGAAUGCAUUUAGUCAAUUUGGAAAAGAUAUGGUGGAACUUGCUCACCUUUCAGGAGAUCGGCAAAAUGUAAAUCCUAAAUCAUGAAAGUUUUAUCUUACCUUUUCCUCCUUUGUCAUACUGUAUUGUUAAGCUCUGGCUUCAAAUAUGAGAAAUUAAUCUCCCAUUUUAAUUUUAUUGGCUCAUUGUAAACAGUGCCUAACAAAGGAUGAUACCAUAGAGUCAACAAUAGUAAAGAUACGUCACCCAAAACAGUUGCCAGUCACAAUUAAUUUAAGAUUUAUUAAGUAUUAAUACAAUAACAAAACAAAAGAAAUAUAAUUAUAAAUCAUCAACUUACAGUAUGGUAGAUCUUGUACCGGUACACAGGUAACACAGUUAGAAUAAUGUGCCAAUGAAUAAUGAUGAAAUGCAAAAUAAACACAUAUGAGUAUGAGCACACAAAUACACAAAGAAUAAUACACGUCUCAUAAAGUUAAUAAUAUUUAUCUGAAUCUCCGUCUCUCCGUAUCUGUCAAUCCUUUAUAUACAUGUCGCGUAAGACGCUUCCAGAAAAGAGUUAUGAAGUGUUUACAUUUCUCGGGUUAUCGAGCACAUUCAAGAAACUACCAGGAGACAUACUACCCAAUGUGUAAUUGGAAGCCGAUAGUAAACAAGAUACAUCAAAGAGAUUUAACCACGCCCACAACAGACGUUACUGUCUGCUAGGAUUCUAAUUUAGGUCAAGUAAAGUUCACGCACGGAAAAAGUGUGCUACAUAACAGUAUGUUCACCAAACGAAAGGUGACAAGUAAAUUAGUUAAAAAAGAAAUUUCAGGAUAACUCCACCUUAUAGUGUUAUAGGAAGGUAAAAUUCAUUCUCCUGUUCUAACAAUAAUUUAGCCCCUAAAACGCGUCAAGGUUCCUUAGUUUAAAAGUUCUAGAAAUGAUUUAAACCCAGAAAUAUAUGAAGUUCCCUAAUUUUUGCUCAGAAAAUAUUUGAAGUUCCAAUAGUUAAGCAGUUAAAAAAAAAAAACACACACCGAAAGAUACCAAUGAAGCCAUGAUUAAAUAUUGUUUCUGUAAGCUAUAAUAAUCUCUAACAAAUUUCUCAUUGUCAAAAAUAUAUUUUGUUGUGCUGUUUAUUUCAAUGUUAAAGAGUCACCUUUUCACUCUUUCGCUAUUUGUUUUACAUUUGAUUAGGAUCUGAAAAGUGAUAAACACAGAGCACAGAUGGGUUCAGCUAGAGCCAUAUUGGAAAAGUCAACUAUGAUGUUAUUAUUGUCUUGUAAGGUAAGUGUAAGAAAUUUGAACUGAGCCCUAGUGAAUUAAUUCUGAAAAUGUAAUUGCAUUUAUUUUUUUUAGAAGAUAUAUAGUGAAAAUGUAAUUGCAUUUAUAUUUGAGAUGAUAUAUGGAGAUAAUGUAAUUGCAUAUAUAUUGGAGAAGAUAUAUAGAGACUACAGCGAGUUUUUAAAAAUUUAAAUGCCAGUAUUUAAACAAAGCUAUGUAGACAACUUCAGUUGUACAUCACCAGGUAACCAGUGUCAAUGAUUUGUUCGUUUUUUUGUGCGUGCGUGUUUGGUGCUGAGAGUAUUUGUGUAGCUGUUGAUAUAAUAUGCUUUGUAUUUUGUGACUAUUUGGGUAUAGGAAAUGACCUUGUGGUUUUUGUUAUGGUUUGUUUAGCAGUGAUGGAGUAGUUAAUGGGAGUCGCUUAGUCGAUUGAUUUGUCACGUGAUGAGAGUAAAAACGAGUAAGACUUCCGGUAGGUUGUAUACAACACACUAGUGCUUGACAACAGUAGCCCGAUACACACUAAAACUAGUAAUUCAAGAUGCAUAGGCAAUAUUCGGCUUUUGGCUGUUCAAACAGUCAAGUUGAGGACAGCGGUAUAAGUCUGCAUAAGUUUCCGCUUAAGGAUAAAGACAGUUUAAGACGAUAGCUUAACAAAGUGGACCUUCGUUAAUUAUUCACAUAAAAUCUUGUUCCAAUCGGUUAUUAAAAUAUUCCUUCGCCGCACCGAUAUUGAAUAAAAACGCAAAUGACGUCAUGGGUAUGCCGACAUUUCGUCCAAUGAAAAUUAACAAUAAAAUAAACAAAGGGGAAUGACUCCUGCAGCAAUAUUGAAUAAACACGCAAAAUGAAGUCAUGAGCACGCACGGAGCUCAACAACAGCCUGCCGAUGAUAGUAUUGAUAAUUCCCAUCAAUAUCGCUCACAAAUUUUUCUUGAAAUAACUUUCUUCCUUUAAUCAUAACUGACGUAUAUUUAUUGUCACAUUUAUGUAUUUCAUUUAAAAAACACGUGUAUUCCAGAAUAUUUCGAAAGGUAACAUUUUUAAGUAACAUGACAUUGGGGAAGCACUGAUGAAGUAUCUUUUGUUGUGUGUAGCAGCCUAGUGAUGGCUUACUCUCAUCACGUGACCAAACAAGGAAGUGACUAAGCGACUCCCAUAAUGGAGCAUUAGUAAUGGAGCUGUUAUUUUAAUACAGAGACAAUUAUUAAAGGAAUUAAUGGUUUGUUAAAUAAUUAAAUUACCCCUUAACAACGAAGGUAUUGAACAGGGGUAAUAUCAAGUUCGUAACAACCAGACAUGCAAGUGGUUGAAGUGUGAUUGCUUAAAAAAUACUAUAUUGUAUGUACAAUGACCAAAGGAAGUACAAAAAAAUAAAAAGUUUGAUUAUAAACUCUACUCUUUGUAUAGUUCAUUAAAAGUUGCAUUGUUUAAAAUUACAUUUUUAAAAAAGAUGGUAAUGAUUUGUACAUUUCUCUUAUUUUAAAAUUUCUUUACAAUAAACUGUAUUAACUGUAGUAGUUUUGUUUUAAGUACAUACAAAUAUAUAUAUAUGCCAUCGUUCCGUCUUUGCGAGACGAUAGAAUAGCCACUUCGGCUUGUUAAGUGGCCUCAAAUGAUCAUAUAAAUGGUUUUUCAAUGAUUGUUAAAGGUCGAUAAGUGUGUAUGAAUCGAAAUUUUAAAAAAUAUUUUUAAAAUCCAAAACUUGAGUGAAUCUCUUGUCACUUUGAAGAGACAUGCAUGUGUUUUUUGUAAGAACUCAAAUAAUUGAUUUUUUGAUACAAAUAAUAAAGAAUGGGAGUGUAGUUUUAGUCUUUGAACUGGUUUUAAAAGAGUUUAGCCAAAAUCUACUAAAUGUAUUACUUUUUCUAUUAAAAUUUUGUUAUCACCCUUAGGAAAUUAUAAUUUUAAUUUUGAUAUCAAGUUUGUUCAUUAGGUUAUUCAAUGUUAUCUUUAUAGACAUGUUUAAGACACCCUGAUUGUUCAAGUGCACGACACACGCGUCAAGGUGUUUUCUCUAUGAUACGUCAAGCUCAGGAACUCAUUCAGCAUGUUGUACUGCAAGGUGGGCCUGAAGAGAACCGUUCUGAGAGAGGUCCAGUUCUCAAUGGAGAUUCUGGUAUAGGACUGGUCUCCUCUCAUCCUACAGCAAGCAAAGCAUUUUCUGAUUUUGAGGUACAGGCCAUGAAAAUAACUCUACGCCAGUGGUUCCUAAUCUGUGCUAAGGGCUCCACAUGCACUUCUCAGGGGCUCUGCUGUGGUUCCAUGAAACGUCUUUAACACUAUAAACUUGUAGGCCUUAGGGGCUACCCCAUAGUAAUUGAUUCUAAAUAGGGCUCAGAGAGUAAAAAAUAGGUGGGAACCACUGUUCUACUCCAUUAGAACUGGAAUAUAUGUAAACCAGCCUUCAAUUAUUGUUUACAUAUAUUCCAGCCUUAAAUAAAUUUUUGUUAGAAUGAUAAUAGUGUAGAAUUUAUAAUUUAUAACUGUUAAAAAAGCACAGGCUUUGUUCAUCAUUGAUCAUCAAGAAUACUUUGACCCAUUUUAAAUGAUUAGUUAAUAGAUGCAUUUUAUUGCUAUACGAGUAACGGCUACCUUUAACAAACAAACAAAAAUAAUCUGAAAACAAUAAUAUUUGUAAAACUGAAAAAAAAAAUGAAGCCUGUUUGCUCAUAAGCCUGUUUGUGCCCCCUAGUUUUUGAUGCGAAAAGCCUGAAAAGUGCAUUACCAACCAUUAGUUGACCCCAUAAAAUAAAAUGCCAGUGUAAUCAAUUCAUUGCCAAAGCUAUCCAGAAUGAGAUCAUGCUGGUGAUAAAAACAGACAAGUAGUGUUCCGGUAUUUUUGUUUUUAUCUGGUAAAAAAAUUGCAGAGGCACACCAAUUAAAAAAUAUUUUGAGAAAAAAAUGUGUAAAUCAUGACAUGAAUAUAUAUUUUUUUUUUGUCAAGAAGGAUAUAAAUCAUAUAAAAAAUUAGGGUAAGUUCAUUUAUUUAUUAAUAUUAAAAACCUUCUUUUAGAGGGUACGGUACACUUGGCCCUCAGUGAUCUACACAAAAAUUUUCUUUUUCAAGGUACCUGGAGAAAAUUAUAUAAAUCUCUGCUGACCCUUAAUAAGGCCACCACUUCACUUAUUCCCCUGAAAUAUAAAUUAAAAAAAAAAGAAAAAAAGUCAGAACAGUAAUUUUAUGUUGAAUUACCUUAUCAGGAUCAAAUUGAUAUGACAAGAGUCACAAUGAUAGGCCCUGCUGUAGAAGACAGACUUCUUAGUGCAUUUGAGAAUGUCAAGGAGACAGUUGAAGAGUUUACUGAUUCAUACUACACUUCUCAUGAAUCUCGAGAAAAAAUUGUCCAGCUGAGUGACAACUUGCGGGAUGAUCUACAGAACAUGCUCUUGCUGGGACAAAACUUGGUAGGUGAUUUUUUAAUUACAACAGAGCUUUAGUCAAUCUUUCACUCAUUGUUUCACUUUUGAAAGAAAAUUGUUUAAAGUAAAUUUUACAUAAAAAAGUAUUGGCAAAUAUCUUUUGUUAAUUUAGAACCAUUGUUAAAAUUGAAAUAUUAAAUAUAAAUGUUAAUUAAUGAUUUUUAAGGAAAUGACAGUUUGUUUGGAAUUUACUAGCUAAGGUUUUGUUGUAAUGCUUAGAAAGAAUAUUUUCCAUUCUUCCCAAUUGCAAUGCACCUUAUAACUGUAUAUUCUUGCCAUCUCUCUCAUGAAAGAACUGUAGAGAUGCCAGGACCCCUACUCAAGACCUUGAAACUUCUAUUAUCAAAACCUUAGAAUCUUCAAAGAUUUUAAGAAAACAGGUAAAUAACCAGAUUGAUAAUAAUUUGUAACAGCUUUGUCUAAUUCCUUUAAGUAUUUUUUCUUAAAAAUUUAUAUUUUUUUAAAAGGCAUAUUUCUCUUUAAAUUUGAUAAUUACAUAUAUAAUAUCCCACUUUUAGUUUUUGAUAAUUCUACACAUUUUAAUAGAAACGAAACAGUUAAAAUUAUUGUGCAUAAGUGUUCUGACAAUUCAUUAAAUUUUCUAAGACAGAAACUAGCUUUUAAGUUAUUGUCCAAAAAGUGUAUGGUUUUCAAUUUAAACUUAAAUUAUCAAAACAGUUUAAGUGGGAUAUUAUUGUAUUUGCAAUUAUUAUUGCUUUUUAUAAGCAAUGACAAAAAUGAAAUUUGCUCCUUACCAGUGAGUUUUGAGUGUGUGACAAGUAUUUUGCCUCUGAAUGUUUGUAUAGUCAUUGGAUUAUUAGCAUUAUUCAGCAUUUUGGCACAAUAGAAUCUUUAUCUUUAGUGAAUAUAAUCUUUAGUAAAUAGAAUCUUUAGUAAAUAUAAUCGUCAGUGAAUAUAAUCUAACUUUGAUCCACCUCCUCUUAGCAUCAUCUAUUAUUUUAUUCCAACAAACAUGGUGUGUGUGUGGUAUGGUGUCUGUGAUGUGUGUGUGUCAGGGGGAUAUAGGCUUUGACAUAUUAACAGGUUGUAGAAAGGGAAGUGCAUGUGGAAUAGGAUGGGUACAAAUAUCAAUGCUGUUAAAUAGAUGAAACCCUUAUCAGUGGUUAUUUUAUGUCUAUUUUUUGUCAAUAACCUUAAAUUUGUGGUCCUUGAAAUAGGAGAGGGGCAUUAUUUAAUUUAUGAAAAAAAAAGGGUAAAAAAUUGUUGACAUAAUUAAAAGUUGACCCUCUUCAUAACAGUUAACUGUUGACGCUUCUUCAUAAUUUAUAUUUUUAUCUUCAGCUUCUAGCAACUGCCAUGAGCCAAGCAUCUGAUCUUUUCAGGCAAAAUGAUGAUGAAGGUUUACUCAAGGCUCUUAGAAUGGCUGGACUAGCUGGAGAUCUGGGCAGAGUGGAGGAGCUAACUGUGAAGUUUUCAGAACAUCAGGAGCAGCUUGAGGAGGUUAGUCAAACAAUGUACUAACAGUCAACAGCAACAAUAGAAAAGCAAACGUUGAAUGCCAUGCACAUUGUCUAUGAUAAUUAAUUUUUUAAAGGUAACAAAACUGUGGUAUUAAUAAUUUGUAGAACAUUUUUUUAAAAAUUAAAAUUUUAUAAAGGCACACAAAAAAUAAUCAAAGGUUCAUUCUUACAAUCUUACAAUCAGUUUUAUUAACAAAUUUAGUUCAUUAUUUGUAAUGUAUUUUGAAACUUUAAAGAAUCCCUAAUGGCACAGUUGAAUGUAUGAAGUUAUUUUUAUAUUUAAAUUUAUCAUUUCAUCACAUAAAAGAGUGUAAAUAAAUUUAGCUAUAAAAAUGAGGAAAGUUUUUGUGAUGAGGUAACUAGAGGAGAUUUAUGUCUAAUACUUCAAUAUUAUAUUGAGGUUCUAAAAUUAAGAAAUACAAAAAUAUAAUAGCCUAGCAAAAGUAGUAAAAUAGUUAGGCAAUCUAGUUAAAAAAUCCAUCUCAUUUCCUUUCAUUGUAGUGUGUUGUUUUUUUUAAUCACAAAGGUAAUGUACCAGUUUAUAUCUUGCACUUAUUAUAUCUUGUUAAAACGCUUACACCUGAUCAUUUUAUUACAAUAAUAGUUUUUAUACAUAUCAGAUUGAGGAAUUGAUGAAUUUAAAAAAAAAAAAAAAUGGAACCACCCCAUCUUAUAUUAUUUUAUUUUAAUUCAACGUUGCCAAGAACUUAAAGUUUGUGCUUUUUGUUAGAGAAAACAUUUUUGAGGUGGUCAUUGAUUAGAAGAAUUACAUGGGUUAAAGAUUCAAAUGUUGAAAGUUUUUUAGGGGACGCUCUUAAAUGUGGUCACUAUAUUGGCUGAUUUUGGGUACCGGGACGACCCCCCCCCCCUCCAAUUUGUCACACAAUUUAGACACCAUGAUAACAGAUUUCUUAAUACACAUUUGGGACAAAACAAACCUCACGAUUCCUGACUUCAUUUAUGGAAGGAUAAAAAUUAAGAGCUUCGUGCUAAUUGUGGGCAUGUGUUAAACAAAACAAUUUUUUUUUUUUUCAAUUUUAAAAAAAAAAAAAUUUGAUAAUGCUUUAAUCAUUACUGACAGGUUUGUAAACUAUUUCGACAUAUGGCGACCACGGAGCCUCUGAUCAUUACGGCUGAACAUAAUGAAUCAUUUCUACAUUGCUUGGGGCCACUGGUAUGUUUCACUUUCUACUUCAUAUUCUUUUAUGCCAUUAUUUUUUUUUUUUAGUAUAGAAUUUUAAAUCUAUUAUUUCUACAGCUUAGUGAGUCAUCAUGUCAUCUUAAUAGCUCUAUGUUAAGAUUAGUGAGUCAUUGCGUGAUUUUUUCAGUCAUUGCUCUAUGUUAAGAUCAGGGAUUUGUUGAGUGAUUGUUUCAGUCAUAGCUCUUUGUUAGAUCUGUAAGUCAUUGAGUGAUUGUUUCAGUCACAGCUGUUUGUUAGAUCUGUAAGUCAUUGAGUGAUUUUUUCAGUGAUAGCUCUUUGUUAAGAUCAGUGAGACUGAGAGUUUGUUUCAGUCAUAGCUCUAUGUUAAAAUUAGUGAGACAAUGAGUGAUUUUUUCAGUCAUAGCUCUUUGUUAAGAUCAAUGGUUCAUUGUGUGAUUGUUUCAGUCAUAGCUCUUUGUUAAGAUCUGUUAGUCAUUGGUGAUUGUAAUAACUUUUUCCUUGGAUCAUUCAGUCAUCUUGAUGAAAUUCUACUCAGAUUAGUUGGUUCUCACAGACGGAGCAACUUUGAGAUCUUGACAGCUAACAUUAGGGAAUAAGCAAUUGUGAAAUCUUGAGUUGUUGUGUGAUUUUCAUAAAAUUUCUCCAUUGAUUAUUCAGUCUUUGUAGCAUGAUAAAAUUUAGCUCAGAUUUUCUGGAAUACAUAAAAGUUAUAAUAAAACUGGUUAGAGAUUAUUUUUACAGACGUGGAGAUUGGUGCCAAGUAUAAACAAAAUAUUUCAACUGAUUAAAAUAAUAAUUAUUUUUCAUCCUUUUUAUAUUUUAUUUAACAUGAAGAGUUAAAAUAUGUGUCGAAUCAUUAAGAUCUUUAAAUACCAUAGAAAUAAUUCAUCUUCCUUAACUGCUGGUGAUUGUAUUGGCUCUGUUGUGUUAUUUCAAUGUAGAUCCUUUAUGCUGCUCACACUCUGGCUCAGCAUCCAGACUCCAAAAUAGCCAGAGAAAACCUAGAAGUGUUCAGUGAUGCCUGGGAAGGGCAGAUCAAUGACCUGUCGAUACUUGUGAAAGAAGUCAAUGACGUUUGUCAGGGCAGAGGAGAUAAACUGGUCUAUCUUUCUCUCCCACGGCCAGGGGUGAGUAGCAGUAUUUGUGUACCGGUGUGACUUCAUGGGCAUUUUUUUUCUGGGAGUGAUCUUUGAGUGCUCAGGUGUCCUUUAAGGAAUAAGGAAAAAUAUUUUUAAAGUUCCAAAAAUUGUUACAGGCUGCUCUCAUUCCUUUCUUAGUGCAGCCAGACCCUUAAAAAUAAAUAUAGUUCUUUUUUUAUAUAAUGGGGACCAGACCAAAGGCAGCUACGCUUAAGUUGUAAAAUAAAUUUAGUGAUGUAACAUUGGUAUAAUUUAUUCUGGAAUAAUGAUGCACUACAAGUGUAGAGAAGUAUGGUGAGCCAGACAGGAGACAAAGCAAUGAAUGUUUCUGGUAUAAUCCUUCUUAAGCAGAUAAAUGAUGAUUUAUUUUUUUUUGUGUGAAAAUGCAGACAGUAUCGGUGCAGAGCAUUUUGAAACAAAUAUUUUUCAGUGGUGCCCCAUAUUUUUUUAAGGUUUGUCUUAAUUCAGUUGGACUGCGUCAUUAAAUAACCAAGCUUACAAAUUUGUAGGAAUAUUUAGGGAACUUGAGCUUAUAUAUGGUAUAAAUAAUAAUUGGGCAUUGUUUUGAAUAAUAAGUGGUAUAAGUUGUGCUCACAGUGUGUUAUGGUAAGAGAAACUAACCGUCUAUGUUAUUAAGACGAUGAUGUUAAACCACUUGUGUGAUCAGUAGCUAGAUGUGGUAGUGAGAUAGUUUAUCAAUAGCUAGAUGGAGUAGUUAGAUAUUUUAUCAAUAGUUAGAUGUGGUAGUGAGAUAGUUUAUCCUCCCAAUCUAAGCCGUAGUUUAUCCUCCCAAUCUAAGCCGGUUAGUCAGUCAUGUCAUUAACAGUAGAGUAAUUAACUACUCUUUACAAAUUAUCCAAUAUUUCCCUGACCCUGAGGACUUAAUUUACUGCCGUUUUAUUAAUGAGAAACAACAAAUAAAUUUAUUAAAAGCCUAAUUCAGAAGUGAUUUCAAGGAAACAUUCAUUUGCCAUGAAGAAAUAUUCAUCUGAAUAAAAAUGAACUGAGCUCCGCUUAGAGCUGAUGAGCUGAAAAAAGAUAUUGUGUUGAUAUUUCACCCUCCAUCAGUGGGCAGCACUGUGUCAUGUGCUGUGAAUAUUUUUAGCUUUCUCUGUUGUUCAUUGGAUAGAAUUAGUAAAAAUAUGCUAUAUAAAUAGAUUGGAUUUCUCACACAGCCAAUAAAAUUACAUAUCUUCUGUUAGUUUUAGUAAAAAGAUAUAGACUUACAUCAGCCCUGUUGAUUUAAUUCUCAUUUUCGCAAGGUACACUUACACAAUGCAUGUUGGGCAAAUGUUAUGUAAGUCAACAGUUAAUGAGGCUUUAAGGCAGUUAUAAAAUCUAAUUUCUACAUAGCAUAUCCAUUUGACAGAAUACUCGAAGAGGAUAGCCGGAACCUAUCUGCUUACACUUAUUUCUGAAAACCUUUAAAGCUUAUGUAGUACCAUACAUUUGACAGAAGAGGAUAGGCGGAAGCCAUAUCGUUAGAUGUUUUCUGAAAACUUUUAUAGCCUAUGUAGUAGCUUUGAAGAGAACACAGUGCUUCUCCAAAACUGACCAAGGCAACUUGUUUUCUCACCUAGGUUCAGACCCCUCCAGUGAGUAGAUGAUACAAUUUAAGUUCAGAGUUCAGUGUCCCAUUUGUUUCACAUUGUUGUUCUAGAGCUACACAUUUCUCAAUGUUUCUUAUGCACAUUGUUUUAUAUUAGUGGUUGCUAUUCAUUGUUAACUUAUUUUUGUGGUAAAAAUAAAAAGAAUCUAUCACUAGAUAGAAAAGAGGCAUUGAAUUAAAGAAAUGUAAAAUUAUGACCAAAAAAUUUAACCACUGCCAGAAGCAGUAAAGAAUAUUAUGGUAAAAAAUUUGAAUUUGAAUUUUAGUUUUACCUUCAAAAACACAUAAAUAUAUUAUUUUAAUGAUUUUUUUAUAGUUCUUUUUCCUUUUCUCCAUAUUCUCUUGACUUGCCUAUAGUUUGAGUUAGUAAACUAUAACUGUAAAGAUAUAUUGUUCAUUAUUUCUUGUUAAGCACUUUGGUUAAUAGCUUUUACACAAGAAAAUGAUUCAUUUUCAAUAAAUUUAAAUUCUUUUUUUAGCAGGACAUAUUUCAUUUGAGAUCAUUGGUAUUAGAUAAUUGGCUUUCCCAUAUGAUUUAGUCUUAUCAUUUAAAGUAAUGAUUAUUGUUAUAAUAAUUUCUGAAUAAUCUUUAUUUCUUGGCUUUUAAUUUUUGGUAUUAUAUAAUUAAUGCAAUUUAUAUCCUGUCAUGUUGAGUUGCGCUGAAGGUGUGACAUUAGUUUACAGCAGUUUAGCUCCACAAUGAAGUCAAAGGCAUACAAAAUAUAUUUGAGACCAAUAACAAUAAGAUAUUUUUAAAUGCAUCUGGACCAGUUAUGUCAAAAUAGGUCAGGAAAACACAUAAAUCUAUGGAAAGGUCUCGUAACUUUGAUGUGGCUGAAAGUUAUAGAAAAUAAAUGAUUGUUAGGAUAUUUCAAUAUAAUGUAACUAACUAAGAUGUAAUACAAUCAAGAAUUUUAAAUUUAUGGCUAGGUAAGAAUAGCAUUAUGUUUUAUUAUAAUUUUGGACACAUUAUUAUUAUUAUUUAAAUGAUUGGAGCUAAAGAAAUAGAAAAAAAUGCUAAAAGAUAUCCAACUGAUAAUUAAAAUAAAUGUCUGAUUAACUGCCUUAUGGCCAAAACAGCUACCGAACAGUUAAUGCACUCCCUAAAUUAGUAUUCUCAAAACUCUUUAAUAUAAAUAUUGAAUGUGUUUUCGCCAUCAUUUAAUAUUUCUGCUUGUUUCCAACUUUAAACAUUAAUUGAUAAGUGUAUGUUGGGUGUGUAGCAUGUUAAUGUCACAUGUACUGCUAUAAUUGAAAAAUAGCAAACUCAAACUUUGAAAAAAAUUAUGCAUUUUAUUUUUGUGUAUUUUAGCUGGGUUUUGUCCAAAUUUGCCAGUUUUUUUUUACAGCCCAUUACAAGCUAAGCUAUUAAAACAUGAUCUUAUCAAAUGAAUAAGCCUCCUUUUCUUCUAAAUUUUACAGUAAGUCUAAUUAAAUUUAAGCUCUCUUAUAUAUUCAAAUUGAGACAAAAUUUGUGAACCACUAACCUGAUGCUGUGGUGAUCAUCACGACAGACGAAAAUUGUUUCUUGUUAUGUACCCUAAGAUAGAUAUGGAAAUUGCUGUCCAAUGCUUAUCUGGUCCCCAGUUACAUGCACUAGAAAAUUAAACAAAAAGAGUUUUAAACUUGUGACUGUAAAAGAGAAGCAAACCUAUUUACAAAAAUGCUUUUGCAAAUAAAUUUUAAAAAUGUUAUCUCCUUAGAUAGAAGAUUACACAUCCAUGUUAAACAUUAAUUUAUGUCAUUCUUUUAAAUUUUAUUCAUUUAAUGAAGACUGUAGGUAGUAUUUUUGUAAUAUAUAAUAAUAAUAAUAAUAAAGUUCAUUUCAAAAACACGCUUCAUCCCCAAAGGCUCGAAGCGCGGUACAAAGUCAACAAAAAACAUAUCUAUAAUUUACCACAUUUAAAACACAAAUUUUUGCAUUGCCAUGGCUGGUUAUGACUGGAUGUAUAAAUAUAGAAAAAUAUAGGGCUCAAUAAAAUUAUGAAAGGUUACAUAUAGUAUCUGAAUUUAUGCAAAUUUAUAUAUUUAUUUUUUAAAAACUUAAAAUAACAAAAUUUUUUAUUAUUUUAUUCUGUGGAUUAGAGGUAAAACUAAUAUUUUUUGCUCUGACAGAAACAUGGAACUAACUCCCGUCAGCUUAGACCUGCCAAACUUGAUGCAGAGGUAAUGCCCUCUUUCUUUUAUUUGUUCAAUAAUUAUUUAUCUAAACUCCUUAAGUUUUCUCUAAAACAUUUUGUCCUACAUCUGACAUUAUUAGACCUUUCUCAGCAAAUUUAGUUUGGAGCUGAUCAGUGUAUUUUAAACUGUCUGAAAUUGUUUGAAUUGAGAAUGAUGCAUUCUGAGUGGGGCUCUUUUUGAAGCAACCAUAAUGAAUAUAUUUAAGUAUUAGCAGAAGAAUAUAAUUCUUAAAAUUACCAAAUUUUCAAUUCUACUUUACAUGACUUGUUCUUCUAAGGCCAGUUUUAGUAACCUCCCGAAAUCCUAGAGAGAUGAAAUUUGUAGAAUACUGUAAUCUUAGCAGCAUUUUAUUAUUAGAUCUUAUUCACCAUUAGCGGUCAGUUCUCAUGUGACAAAGAAGACUGUUCACAGCAGUCACCCUUGAAUAUUCAUCCUCAUUGUGAUGUAUAAAUAAAAAGGAGAAUUAAAAGGGUUCUUUAAAAAACUGUAUUUUACCAUUUAAAACAAAAAUCCUUUUUAAAUUACACUUUAAUAAAAAGUAGUUUAUUUUUAAAAAAAUAAAUAAAAAGACGAACACACAGAAGGGAUGCAGAAAGCAUGCUUGGUGUUAGAAGAUAUCAGUUAGGAAGUCAGUUUGUGUAUGCUUAAAAUGUGUUACUCUACUUUAUCAGGAACAAGCCAAAAUAGCCAAGUUGGGAUUGGAGAUGAAACUCAUCACAUCGGAGACCGAGGCUGAGGCAGACAAAUGGGAGGAGCCAGACAAUGCUGUUGUCAAGCGGGCCAAAAAUAUGUCCAGCAUGGCAUUUAGCAUGUAUCUGUUUACCAGAGGAGAAGGGCCACUUAGGACGACCCAUGACCUCUUUGUUCAAGCUCAGUUUUUUGCACAGGAGGGAAACAAACUCUACUCAACCAUUCAGAAUUUUGCUCAAAGAGUAAGUAGGUCAAAAAUAUUAGGAAAUUUUUGAAAUAUUUACUUUUUAAUUCAGUCAACAUUUAAAAUUCUCAAUGACUGAAUUGUAAUUCACAUGAACAUUUCAGAGUUUUUGCUAACAUAUUUUUAUUUUGAUUUUCCUUUUGAUUAUUGGCAUUCUUUUAACUUUAAAAAAAAAAUUUAAAAAUUAAGGCAAAUUAUUUCUUACUGAAGAUGAAACAUAUAGCUAUAAAUAAGCUAAUGCUGAGUUCAAUAGCACAGGAUACAAAAAGUCUCUAUAAUUGCACCAAAGAGUGUAAAUGUGUGUUUUGUUUAGCUGUGCAAACUAAAACUCCUGCAAUAAAUGGAUUUCUUAAAAACAAUGAUCUUUUUAUCAGUUUUAUUUGAACAGAAAUUAAUUUAAAUUUGACCAUAUAAAUAUUGUUCAAUAAAAUUAUAUGUCAUCUUUAUUAUGUAAGUAUUAUUAUUAUUAAUUAGAAGGAAAUUUAAUGUAUUCAUUAAAGAAUUAUUUUCAGUAUUUUAUUUGAAUGUAAAAGUUAGGGUAUUGUAUUAAUGGAGAUUUGACAUUCUUUAGACUUAUAUUUUUUUUGUUAUAUAUAUAAAUUAUAGUGCUUUAGUCUUCAGUAUCAAUUUUUUUUGUUAUAUUUAUAAAUUAUAGUGCUUUAGUCUUCAGUAUCAUUUGCAAAAUCCCGAAAAUGACAAAGCUGCUAAGAUUUUACCAUUCUUUUUUUAAAUAAAUAUAAUUGAUUGCUUUUUAAAUUGUUUUAACACAACACACCAAAUUGAAGCAUUGGAUCUUUAACAAUUGAUUAGGUUUGACUUAUUUUUCAUUAAAAAAAAUUUGCAUUCAUGAAAUUUAUAAUAUAUUAUUAAUGAAAAAUACUUCUAAUUUUAAAAAUAUUUUAAAUAAGAAAAUAUAUUAAGUGCAAUGAAGAAUCAUAGUCAAACCAGAUUGUGUUACAGAUUUGAACUUUUGUAUGGAUUUUAAAUUACAAUUAAAUAACCUUAUUUUUUAAUGUAUGAAAAUAUAUAACAAUUUUUUUUUUAAAAUGCUGUCCAAUGCAUGACAAAACGGGGAUGGAACUUAAUAAUAUUAACAUAAUUCACUGGUGGUGCAGAAUGUUUGGUGGUGACAAAAAUGGGAAGGGGAUACAAUUUAAUAUCAAUAUCUCCAAACCCAAAUAUGCUACAGAUUUGAUUGAACCUGAUAUAGAUUUUAAUUAAAUUUUUAAUUUUUCAACUUUGGUAUACAUUUAAAUUUAAAAUAAAUAACCAUAUUCUUUAAUAACAUGACAUUCAGAGAAUCUUCUUCAGAUAUAAGAAUUCUGUGUUUUACGAUUUUUCUAAACAUAUAGAUCAGGAGCGAGUACAAAAGGUUGCCAGAAUUUUGUAUGAAAAUACCAAUAAAUCAAAUAUUUUAAUGUUACAGAUAUUGAAAUUGGUGAAUACAUUUUUAAAAAAAAUUUGAAGGACAUUUAUGUUUUUAAAAGUUUUCUGAAAAUCUGGGCUUUGUAGUUUAUGGGCAUGAAAAGGGGAUGAGUCGGCCUCUUUUAUAUAGAAUAUAAAAAUGUCUUAAAACCCAUUGAUGCUAGAAAUGUAAAUAUCCAUACAUACAUACUUCUUUUUAUAAUAAUAAAACCUGACUAUUUUCAAAAUAUACAUUUCAUGGGCGUGGAAAAGAAUUUUUUUUUUUUUGAGGAUACAUCUAAACCUGAAUCAGUUACAUACCUACUUACUCAGUUUCAUAUAUGCUGAGAUAUAUACCUUCCAUUAUUACCAGAGUAACACAGGGUUUUAUAUUCUAGUGUAAGAUAUUAAAAUAUUUGAAAAUAUGAACAGAUUUUAUCUAACAUUUAUGUAAAGUGUUAAUUAUAUUAUAUCUAACUUUUAUUUUAAGUAUAAUAAUAGAAGUACUUAAGCAAUGUACAGAAAAGAUUUAUCUUGUGUAGUUUUUUCUAUGUGAUAUUCCCACGAUUUCUCAAAUACCAAUAUUAAACAAAUUUAAAAAAAAUAUUUUUUUUUAGGUACCUAGUUGUCCUCAAAAAGAAGAGCUCUUAAUGUAUUUGGAAAGAAUUCCAUUGUGUUGUCACCAACUGCUAACAACCCUCAAGUCAUCAACAUUUGGCAAGACCGCCACAUUUAACAAGGUUUGUAUCUCACUCAUGUAUUAUCGCAUGAAAUAAAAGGUCCUCUGAAGUCUUGUAAAUAUUCAUAAUAAUAAAUAUACAUUUUAGCUGUAUGUAACUGAGGAUUAACAUUUUCUUCAGGUGGACAGUGCUAUCCAGGAAACCAAAAAUUUGAUGAAUAUUGUAGCGAAGGUUGUGACAACAUGUUUUGUAUGUGCUACAAAAGUAAGUUCUUAAAUUGUAUUUGCUAUAAAAUUAAGUUUAAACAAAAAUAAAAAAAUUCUGUCUCUAUUUGUGCAUCAAAAUUAGUUUUGUUUUUUGUUUUGUAUGGACUAUGAAUGUAUCUUGGAUUUAAGAAUUGUUAUGACCGUAUUUCUACAUAAUUGAGUUUGGGUUUAUGUUUUUAUGUAAUUAAGUUUGGGCUAUUUUCAUAAAUUGUUCUGAAACAGCCAUCCACUUCUAUUUGCUAAAAGUCUUAUAUUCUUAACCUGCCAUACUAAAUCCACUUCUAUUUGCUAAAAGUCUUAUAUUCUUAACCUGCCAUACUAAAUCCACUUGUAUUUGCUAAAAGUCUUAUUCUUAACCUGCCAUACUAAAUCCACUUGUAUUUGCUAAAAGUCUUAUUCUUAACCUGCCAUACUAAAUCCACUUGUAUUUGCUAAAAGUCUUAUUCUUAACCUGCCAUACUAAAUCCACUUCUAUUUGCUAAAAGUCUUAUUCUUAACCUGCCAUACUAAAUCCACUUCUAUUUGCUAAAAGUCAUAUUCUUAACCUGCCAUACUUAGUCCACUUCUAUUUGCUAAAAGUCUUAUUCUUGACUUGCGUGACUUAUAUCCCCAGUACAACAUUGACUACCGUUGUUCACCCACACCAAGCACGGGCAAUCAGAUUUCAAGCAGGUGGGCUUCUGGUCAGAGAUAUGACUUACGAUCCAGCGGCAGUGACACAGAGUCAGUUGUUGGCAGUAGUGGGCACGGUGAGGGCAGAAGGUCAAGUGGUCAAAGCGAAGGCAUCUAUAGGAGUUCAAGUAUUACUAAACCUUUAUCUAACCUGGACAAGACCGGCUAGGUGGAAACAAAGUCCCAUUUACCAAUAAUCACGGAGCACCUGUGAAGAGACAUCUUGAUUUCAUCCCGUAGUUGUGAGACAGAGCAACAAUACAAAAGGAAGGAAACAAGAGGCAAAGGAAGCAACAAAUGUUUAGGCUUGAUAAAGAUGAUAUGUUCGACUCAUUUAAUUAUACUCCCACCUUAUUCCCACAAUGCACCAUUUGAUAUUGAAUUAUUUAUAUUGUAAUCAUCAUGCUCCCCAUUAUUCAAAUACAAUGGUUUUUUCCUUGUUAAGUAUGUGCAACAGCUCUUAUUGUACCAAGCUGAUGCUUGUUUUUUUGUGUGUGCUUGUUUGAAUUACUACUAAGUUAGUUCUGUUGUAUGGCUCCUCACCUGAAUGUAGUCUUUGCAUUGCAACACAAUCCAAAUAUAUAAUGUGUGAUACUAGU
This is a messenger RNA of Lymnaea stagnalis (great pond snail), 20784 nucleotides long. Lineage: Eukaryota; Metazoa; Mollusca; Gastropoda; Lymnaeidae. The record is from the annotation of a GenBank genome assembly.